Kogia breviceps (pygmy sperm whale) is the source of this 1438-nucleotide messenger RNA. RefSeq names its product retinol binding protein 4 (gene RBP4). The record is from RefSeq and is a predicted model, not a curated record. Gene Ontology annotation, biological process: retinol transport. NCBI's taxonomy places the organism in Eukaryota, Metazoa, Chordata, Mammalia, Artiodactyla, Physeteridae. Gene Ontology annotation, molecular function: retinol binding; retinol transmembrane transporter activity.
GGCAGGAACAGUCCCAGACCGCUGCACAAGUAGCCUUCAGAGGGCCGAGGGGCCAGCUGCGCACGGCCCGGCCGGGGCACUAACGCACCGGGCAACACCGCAGAUGCCCUCGCUCUGGGAGGCCACGGUCUUCCCGCCAGACCGACCUGAGCCUCCGGCCAGAGCAACUGGGCCCUGAGACCACCCCAGGCCGCAGCUGGCGGCCGCUGGCACCCGUGUCGAGUAACUAGGCCAGGGCUGGUUCCCGCGGCUCGCCGCCGCCGGAGAGUUGGGCCCCGCCGAGGCCACCCCGCGCGGCAGCUCCACACGCCCCGGGCGGCGCUGGAGGUGAGGCUCUCGCCCAAAGGCACCCUCCCGGCGGUGAGUCAGGGCGCGUUAUGCAAGUCCUGGCCCGCCGGCCCCGGCGCCUCCCCCUCGGUCUUUCAUCCCGCGCAGUUACGAAAGCGCGACCCCCCUCCCCCCGGAGCCUUAUAUAAUGCGGCCGGGCAGCCCCCGCUCGCCUCCCUAGCUCCACGCGCGCCCGGACCCGCGACCAGGCUUGAGCGCAGCUCCCGACCGGCGGACUCCCGAGUAAGAUGGAGUGGGUGUGGGCGCUGGUGCUACUGGCGGCGCUCGGCGGCGCCCGGGCGGAGCGCGACUGCCGGGUGAGCAGCUUCCGAGUCAAGGAGAACUUCGACAAGGCUCGCUUCUCCGGCACCUGGUACGCCAUGGCCAAGAAGGAUCCCAAGGGCCUCUUUCUGCAGGACAACAUCGUCGCCCACUUCAUGAACGAGAAUGGCCACAUGACAGCCGAGGCCAAGGGCCGAGUCCGUCUCUUUAAUAACUGGGACCUGUGCGCAGACAUGAUGGGCACCUUCACAGACACCGAGGACCCUGCCAAGUUCAAGAUGAAGUACUGGGGCUUAGCGUCCUUUCUCCAGAAAGGAAACGAUGACCACUGGAUCAUUGACACGGACUACGACACCUAUGCUGUGCAGUACUCCUGCCGCCUCCUCAACCUCGAUGGCACCUGCGCUGACAGCUACUCCUUCGUGUUUGCCCGUGACCUGAACGGCUUCUCCCCGGAGGUGCAGAAAAUCGUGAGACAGAGGCAGGAGGAGCUGUGCUUGGCCAGGCAGUACCGGCUGAUCGUUCACAACGGUUUCUGUGAUGGCGAAUCAGAAUGAAAUAUUUUGUAGCAACGUGGAGGGUGUCGUUUCAUUAGGAAACUUCCCAUUAACUCACUCAGCCUUCAACUCUUAGUUUGCACCGCUCUCCUCCCCUCCCCUUCCCUCCCCCAUGUAAACAUAAAACAUUCAGUACACGUAAAUAUAUAUGUGGGGAUAAGUGAAUCUCUUUGCACUCAAAUGUCUGUGUUCCCUGUAGUUUUCUAAGGAAUCAUUUGAGGAUUAGGAUUCCAGACUUUGAUUUAUUAAAAUAUGUAUAGUUACCCAUUUCC